AAGAAGGGAACGAUGGUGGAUAGGUAGGCUACGCAUCAAGCUUGAUGAUAUCUAUCGACAAGCGAUCGAUUUCCAACAGUUCACUAGAACUAAUAGAUCGUAUAUCACUUAUUUGUUGCUACUAGCAUUGUAGCUAGCUUCCGUAAAACGAAGCCCUGGAACAUACAAAAAUGCCGAACAUUAAGAUAUUCAGCGGUAGCUCGCAUCGGGAACUGUCUCACAAAAUUGCUGACCGUCUUGGGAUGGAACUCGGGAAGGUUGUCACCAAGAAAUUCAGCAAUCAAGAAACAUGUGUUGAGAUCGGAGAGAGUGUGCGUGGAGAGGAUGUCUACAUCGUACAGAGCGGCUGUGGGGAGAUCAAUGAUAAUCUGAUGGAGCUGCUGAUUAUGAUCAAUGCGUGUAAGAUCGCCUCGGCCUCCCGUGUCACAGCCGUCAUCCCCUGCUUCCCCUACUCACGGCAGGACAAGAAGGACAAGGUGGGGAGUCGAGCGCCUAUCUCAGCCAAGCUGGUGGCUAACAUGCUGUCUGUGUCUGGGGCUGAUCACAUCAUCACUAUGGAUCUCCACGCCUCACAGAUCCAGGGUUUCUUCGACAUCCCGGUGGAUAACCUGUAUGCUGAGCCUGCUGUACUGAAGUGGAUCAAGGAGAACAUCGCAGAGUGGAAGACCUGCACUAUCGUCUCUCCAGACGCAGGGGGUGCCAAGAGAGUGACUUCCAUAGCGGACAGGCUCAAUGUGGACUUUGCUCUGAUCCACAAAGAGAGAAAGAAGGCCAAUGAGGUGGAUCGCAUGGUGUUGGUCGGGGACGUCACGGACCGGGUGGCCAUCUUGGUGGAUGACAUGGCAGACACCUGUGGUACUAUCUGUCACGCGGCCGACAAGCUGAUCUCAGCUGGUGCUACCAAGGUGUAUGCCAUUCUGACCCACGGUAUCUUCUCUGGCCCGGCCAUCUCACGCAUCAACAACGCCUGCUUCGAGGCCGUGGUCGUCACCAACACUAUCCCUCAGGAGGAGAAGAUGAAGACCUGUCCUAAGAUACAGGUGAUUGACAUCUCUAUGAUCUUGGCAGAGGCCAUCCGCAGGACCCACAACGGAGAAUCUGUCUCCUACCUCUUCAGCCACGUCCCCUUGUAACAUCACACACACACUGAGUCAUUUGGGGCACUGUUCAGUAGGGGACAACAGAACAUUCAGAUAGAACAGACACGGCCAUCUCUCAUGCAGAAUAGGGAAUUUGGGGAACAGAUGAUAUGAUUGUCUUUCAGGUAGACUAAGGAAUGCAGAGUAGGCUCUUCAUUCCAUUUCUAUGCCCAGUAUUCUGGAAUGUUUCUCAUCACUGAAUAGAUUCCAGCCCUACUAUUCUGUUACACCAGAAAGAGGAAGAGCGGGAAUGUCCUAUACAAACACCAGUGUUGGGCUCGAUUCCAUUUCAAUUCCAGUCAAUUCAAGAUGUAUACUGACAUUCCAAUUCUUUUCAAUUAGGAAAAUGUGGAAUUGGAAUGAGGUUUACUUAAUGAAUUGACCCCAACCGGGAGAAACACCACCAUUAUAAUCACAUCGCUCUGCUGCUAUUGCUAACUAACCACGUAAUAAUUACAAUUAGGAUUAAUGAUGACAUGUUCAUUUUGAGUCCCUCUCUCACCCCUAAACAGUGUUUGCAUCCCAAAUGGCACCUAUUUCCUACAUAGUGACCUUCUUUUGACUAGUGCCCAAUGGGCCCUGGUCAAAAGUAGUGCACUACAUGGGGAAUAGGGUGCCAUUUGGGACAUGUCUAUCAGGGUCAAAAGAGGUCAGUGUUGAUUAUUUAUUGUCACCUAAUGCCAACAGUUGUUCAUAAUAAUGCUGUUACAAUACUUCUAUGUUACAAAAAGAGGGUGGGAGACGGUUGGAUGUUGACUGACUUCAGGUAUUUUAUUAUUUAGUUUUUCUUUUCAUUUGGAUUCGGUUGAAAGAUGAGGCUCAUAAUGAGCUAAGUGAAUGAGCUAUAGUUGACAGUGCCACUGAUGUUCAUCUGGGUGAUUCACAAGUCUUUUUAAAGGGGCAAUCUAGGAUUGGUACUUCUAAUUUUUGGACAUAAUGGUAUAUAGCCCACUGAUUCUUGAAGAUUUUAACUUAUAAAUGCCUCUAUGAUCCUCAUGAUCUGCAUCCCUAGCUCUGUCUAGGAAUUUGAGAGUGAGUACAUUCCUCCAACCCCAUCCCUCACCUGUUGACCUAAACAAGUACUGGGGGGGGCUUUUCGAAUUGCGGAUUGCCCCUCUUAAGACUAUUGGGAAUCAUUCUUUCAGUGGGUGCAGAGGAGGCAGGUUUUGCUCUUCGAAGUUGACGUCUAGAAGCUGUUGGUUUUUAGCUCUGCAGGAUGGAGCUUCCAAGAAAAGUGCUAUUUUUAUUUAAUUUUUUUUCAAUAACAUUUGUAUCAUAAACUCUCGAAAGAGUGGUAUCUGUCUGACUUUAAAGUUUAAUGUACAGUUGAAGUCGGAAGUUUACAUACACUUAGGUUGGAGUCCAUUAAAACUUGUUUACCAACCACUCCACAAAUUUCUUGUU
Molecule: messenger RNA, 2543 nt
Organism: Salvelinus namaycush (lake trout)
Lineage: Eukaryota; Metazoa; Chordata; Actinopteri; Salmoniformes; Salmonidae
Product: ribose-phosphate pyrophosphokinase 1-like
Exons: 7
Coding region: 171-1133 (320 amino acids)
Biological process (GO): 5-phosphoribose 1-diphosphate biosynthetic process; ribonucleoside monophosphate biosynthetic process; purine nucleotide biosynthetic process
Cellular component (GO): cytoplasm; ribose phosphate diphosphokinase complex
Molecular function (GO): ribose phosphate diphosphokinase activity; ATP binding; magnesium ion binding
Source: RefSeq, a predicted model, not a curated record